AUGGUUUUAAAUACAUCCGACCAGCGCAUCAAACGCAAACUCGACCACAUCCAGGAACACGCGAGCCGUAUCAAACACUUCCAACAAACGAACAGAUUCAAAUUCAUAGACUCGUCAAUCAGCGUCAACGAAGAAAACAACGCCGAUUACGCUGCAGCUGAUUAUUCAUACAGGAAGCGAGUUGCGCAGACGCUGCCGAGAACCGCCGACUGCACGUCUUUCACCUCUUCCCCGGAUUUCAACUUUAGUGCCGAUAUGAGCACCAGUAGCGAGAAUUUAUUGGAAGCAAGUGACUUCAACGCUAACAUUAAUAACAACAGUUUCUUGAAAAUUCCACGUCUUAUUCUUUCACCUAUAUCUCCUCUAGAUAUAUCUUUUGCUCAAGAAUCUAGAACAUAUAACAAAUCAAUGAGAACGAAAAAAUCUGAAACAAUAGCAACUGAUGUUAACUGCAUUGGAAACACUCUGGAAGCUCUUAAUGCUGCUGCUUUAUUAAACAAAAGUACUAUAAAAAACGUCAAAACGAACAAUGAAACCUGGCAAUCAUUAUCUGCCACCAAAAUCGAACCGAAAAGAGACUCUGUCAUAGUACAUCUUAAAAUUCCUGAAAUGAAAACUUCUCUUGCAAAUGAUCCAAACAAACUCAGAAGCACUUGUUUGCCUGUUCCACCUCCACCAACAGCUUGCGAUGCACCCAUUGAUGCAUCUAAGUUCGUGAAAUCUUCUUCGAAACUUAAGGCAAACUCAAAUCAAGCCAGUGUCAAAAAUGGUGGCGUUUCAUCAGAUAACAGGGAAGAAAAAAUGAUUCAAAGUCUUGAGUUCAAUGCAGAAAAUAACAAAUUGGUUGAAGAUACAAACAGAAAGAAAAGUAACGAUAUAGACGUAAACCAAAAUAGCCAUUGUGAGAGAAAGUGCAGCCAGAGCAAUAAAACACUAGUUCCCGACCCCUCGCUAGGAUCGUAUGUUUCAAAGAGAGCCAAGGUAAGCAGGUCAUCAACUGAUGAUCUCCCAACGACCAGCGGAUCGGCAACAUUGUCAGCAGCACAAGUACUCACCAUGUCAAAACAUUUAACAACUGUUGUUUCAAAAAGAAUACAAUCGGAAUUAGAUGAAAAGGACAAAAUCGCUUCAAUAAAAUUUGCAUCAUUAACUAUGAACUCGCAAUCGCCGCAACAAACUGCAUUAUUGCAGCAACAAACGCUGCAUCAACAUCAUCGCCAUCAACCUCAUCCUCAACCUCAGAAGCUAGAACAACAACAACACCAUCAACCAACGGAACAUCAUUUAUUAAAGCAUCGAAAACCUCCCCAUCAGUCAAAAAUCAAAUCACUUUCGAGAAUGUUUGAAAAUUUUUCUUCGGCCAGCCAGGAGAAUGACGAUGCCGAACUGAACAUUACAAAAAACAAAGAUGAUGAUGCCAGUCAAACGAUUGUUGACAUUUACUCCGACUUGAACAGAAGAAGUUUCAAAAAAUUUUACUCUGGUUCAAACGUCAACAAAAAAAAUUCGUCUUCGCAUCAGAAACAGUAA
Messenger RNA from Helobdella robusta, 1530 nucleotides. RefSeq lists its product as hypothetical. NCBI's taxonomy places the organism in Eukaryota, Metazoa, Annelida, Clitellata, Rhynchobdellida, Glossiphoniidae. The transcript has 2 exons. Bases 1 to 1530 code for a protein of 509 amino acids. The record is from RefSeq and is a predicted model, not a curated record.